This is a messenger RNA of Macrobrachium nipponense, 875 nucleotides long. Its product is annotated as dedicator of cytokinesis protein 5-like. Gene Ontology annotation, biological process: small GTPase-mediated signal transduction. NCBI's taxonomy places the organism in Eukaryota, Metazoa, Arthropoda, Malacostraca, Decapoda, Palaemonidae. Gene Ontology annotation, molecular function: small GTPase binding; guanyl-nucleotide exchange factor activity. The record is from RefSeq and is a predicted model, not a curated record. Gene Ontology annotation, cellular component: cytoplasm; plasma membrane. The transcript has 4 exons. The coding region runs from base 27 to 875 and encodes 282 amino acids.
UUAAAUAAUUAAAUUAAUUUUGUAUCAUGUCUGUCCAGAACAAAGCAUUUAUUUAUCGAGGCUUGGAAUACGAACAAAUAAGAGAUUUUACUCAGCGUAUACAAACGGAGUUCCCCCAGGCAAAAAUACUCCCACCCAACACUCCUCCAGAUGAUACCAUUCGUUCAUCUGAUGGGCAGUAUAUUCAGAUUUGUGCUGUGAAACCUAUCCCAGAACCUAACCCAAAGUUUGACGGCUUGGAAGUUGAUGAGAGGAUUCUCAAGUACUAUGCUGUCAAUCAUGUUCGCUGUUUCUUUUAUGACAGAGCAACAUAUCGUGGAGGUGCAGACAAGGAUAAUGAGUUUAAGAACCUCUGGAUUGAGAGGAUAACAUACACAAUAGAGUCAGAGUUGCCAGGAAUUCUCAAGUGGUUUGAAAUAGUAGACCAGAGGAUAGAACAAUUAUGUCCGCCCCAAUGUGCCUGUGAGACUGUGGAGAAAAAUAAUAAGCAACUGAAACAGAUGUCCCUCCAGUAUAGAGCUAACCCACAUGAGUGUGAAAGUCUGUCUGAUUCGGGUUGGAAGGCGUAUGAAUCCUAUGUACGCAAGUUGGAGCGUGAUAGGAUCAGGAGGUCUUCCUCCAGAAGUAUGUCAGACAGUAAACGUCAGGGCAUUAAUGUUUCUCCUGCUAACCCUCCAGUAGCAUUUGCAACUCCUAACCCUGUAGUGUCGCCUUCGGGCCCCGAAAUGGUGUCUGUGGAGGGUAAUGCUCUUUCUGUGAUUCUUGAUUCGCUGCGUAAUCUGGAAUCUAAAGUGCUCGCCUUAGAAGGUAAAAGUGAUCAUAGUGCAGUGAAGUGCAGUGAUAGUGCCCCUAAUGUUGUCAGAUUGGCCCUAUAA